Messenger RNA from Rhincodon typus (whale shark), 6293 nucleotides. It is a transcript of the gene zbtb37, whose product is annotated as zinc finger and BTB domain containing 37. Gene Ontology annotation, biological process: regulation of transcription by RNA polymerase II. The record is from RefSeq and is a predicted model, not a curated record. Gene Ontology annotation, molecular function: protein binding; DNA-binding transcription factor activity, RNA polymerase II-specific; RNA polymerase II cis-regulatory region sequence-specific DNA binding. Bases 424 to 1854 code for a protein of 476 amino acids. Lineage: Eukaryota; Metazoa; Chordata; Chondrichthyes; Orectolobiformes; Rhincodontidae. The transcript has 5 exons.
GUGAGGGGUUGGUCUUGGGUUAGAGGAGUAGCCCCUGAGAUAUGGACGGGGAGUGGCCAGGGACCACCUCCACUGGGGGUAGGUGCGGCUAGGGGCCCUCCCCCUCUAAGGUGGUGUUCCCCAGAGGCAGAUUGGCCAGGGGACGGCCACCUAAGUGAGUGUGAUUAAUGGACCACGACUAGGAGGGAGCUCCCUUUGCCCGAAGGCGUUAUUGGCCUCAUUUUACGGGUAGGUGCUGGAGUAAGCAAAGCUGGAGCCACGGAUCGAGCGAAGGAUUUGGUUGGGGGAAUGAUUGAGACAACGGAAUGGCUGUAUUUUGUGGGAGCCCUGUGCUGGAGAGUUGUUGCACGUUCUGCGAUGCAAGGUCCCUGGAUUGUGGCAGAAUCGCCUGGUAAUCGGACCGUGUGAGCUGUACCAAGAGCCAUGGAGAAGGAGGGCAGCAUCCAGCUGGAGGUGCCAGAUUUCAGCAGCUCGGUGCUGGCCCAGCUCAAUCAACUCCGGAUGCAGGGGCGGCUCUGCGACAUUGUGGUCGAUGUCCAGGGGAAGUCAUUCCGUGCCCACAAAGCAGUGUUGGCUGCCAGUUCGCCUUACUUCCGAGACCAUAUGUCACUGGGUGAGAUGAGUGCUGUUUCCAUCUCUGUCAUCAAGAGCCCUGCGGUGUUUGAGCGCCUCCUGGCCUUCUGCUAUACGGGCAAGCUGUGUCUGCAGGUGGCUGAUAUCAUCAGCUACCUGACAGCUGCCAGCUUCCUCCAGAUGCAGUACAUCAUCGACAAAUGCACGCAGAUCCUUGAUGGCAUUCACUUCCGAAUCGACGUCUCUGAAGUAGAGGCGGGGUUGAACCAGGACGCUGCCAAGCGCCCAGCCCAAACCCGCAGCAUCGCUACCCCCAGUACCCGCCGUGCCAGGGCGGCCUCGGGAUUCAGCCGCAGAAGCCCACUGCCGGACGAGUUGGCUAGCAGUGGGGCUGACGAGAGGCUGGUUAGAAUUGACCGCGUGGGCCAGUGGUAUGUGGAGACGGGGGUCAGUGGCGACCACAGCCCAGAGGCUAUCCGACAAAUUGGCGGGAUGCGGAUCAAAACAGAGACGCCAGAUGAGUGGAUCAUGUCAGAGAACCAGCCAUCCGGGGAGGAUGGCAGCAGCGCAGAGGAGGUGACAGCUAUGGUGAUUGACAGCGCUGGGCACAGCACCUUGGUCCAGGAGGCCUUUCCCACCACUGCCUCAAGCGGCAAGAUCUCAAGACCCUCCAGCAGCUUCAGUGAGAUGGACAGGUUUAGCCCAUCUGGCAGUGUUGUUUGCACCGUGCCCGAGCGCCACAGAGCAAGGAGUGAGUCUCCAGGCAAAAAUGAGGAACGGAAACAGCCGAACUCUCAGGCAGAUGAGACUCCCCUUUUCGGUGUCAGUGGCUAUGAAGAGUACCUCCGGGACCAAGAAGUGGCCGAGCGCUGGUACCGCUACAACCCUCGGCUGACGUGCCUGUACUGCGGCAAGUCCUUUAACCAGAAGGGAAGCCUGGACCGCCACAUGCGGUUGCACAUGGGCAUAACACCCUUUGUAUGCCGAAUCUGCGGGAAAAAGUACACCCGCAAGGACCAGUUGGAAUAUCACAUCCGCAAGCACACCGGGAACAAGCCCUUCCACUGCCACGUCUGCGGCAAGAGCUUUCCCUUCCAGGCCAUUUUAAAUCAGCACUUCAAAAAGAACCACCCGGGCUGCACGCUGCUGGAAGGGCUACACAGUAUUUCACCAGAGACCACUUCCAAGGGACAGAAUGGGGAAGAAUCGCCACCUCGGGAUGAGGCGAAAACUAUUGGUGAACUGAUUCAUACUUCCGUCUCAACUACUGGGCCAGACUGAAUGUGCACUGGGGAGAUAUCUAUUUGUCUGUAGCACCCCAGGGGGCUGCUUUUAAUUUAGUGUGGACUGUUUCAUUUGAGUUUAGAACUGCUUAUGUAAAGGGUUUUUUUCCACAGGAAAAGAACAUUUGUUGUUGCACUGCUCCAAGUUGCAUGCAACCAUUGCUUCUUUACCCUUAUGACUUUCCCCCACCUUAUGAAGAUAACAGAGCAGAAAGUGAUUGGACUGUUGGUGCACUGGGAGGGGGUGGAAAACAGGGAAGAGAGGUGUGUCAUUCUCUGGGUCUUUUAAGAUCGGGUAGCUGAUGUUGAACAAUUAGAUCCAACAGAGAGCAUCUUCCUGCUCGAGUCUUCAAGGGUCCCACCAAGCACCUCACUGUGUGUCACACCCUGGGCCUGUUUUUUCACCUAUCCUGGAACAGCCCAGGAAACUGUUCUGUAAGAUCCAAUGUCACUUCCCCAUACUGUUGAAGGAACUUGUUCGUAGCUGUCAACAUUUGGAAGGAACAGAAACAAAACCAGUGCACCUUCUCCCAGGAAGGUGAGAGUAUUUGAGGGGGUGGGAAAUGAUUGGGUGAAGAAAAGGGACUAGAGUGGACCUGCUUAGGCAGAUUCUUCAAUGAUGGAGUACCUGUGCUGUGAAUGGAAAUCCCUGUGAUUCUGUACAUUUCUGUAAACGAAUGACAAAAAGUGUUUUUAACUAUAGAUAAUAUGUAAAAGAAAUAUGGAUACUCCAAAGGAAUGUGUGUGGCCAGGUUUGACAGUAGAUUUAUAGUUGAGUGGAUUUGUGUGUAGUGUUCGAGUUGUAUGUGUGUUUUUCGACCUGGAAUAUCUCAUUAUAAUGACUGAAGAGCAGUUUUUCUAAUAUACCUCUUUUAGACCGUCCAAUGAAGCAUUUUUGCAUGGGUUUGUGAAGCCUUUUUUUAAAAAAUUAUAAAUGGAUUGGGGAAAUGUACAGAACACAGAAUAUUCCAUAAUUUAUAGCAUUCUUGGAAUAAACUAAUUAAGUCACCGACUCUUUGAUUUUGGUGCAGAAAUACUUCUGCAAAGUGGGAUAGUUCAGGGAAAUUUGCGGGGGUGGGGUGGGGGGUACGGCACAGACUGGGUUUGGGAUGAUUUCACUGACUCCCUGACUAGAUGUUUUCCACUGUGGCACACUGACUGAUAGGACAGCUUCUCUCGCUUUCACUCUGCUCCUUCCAAACUUGUUUCCCUCUCAUUUAACACUUAGUGACCCACAAAUGCUUUGAAAUUAAUGCAUUAACACAAAACUGGUGGUGAGGGACACCUGGAUGAUUAUUGACAGUGUUGGAAACAAACCAUUUCUUAUGAGGAAUUCAGAGCAAAGGGCACAGUAAAAUUAGAGAGGCUGUUCAGGAGUGAUUUGACACUAAAGGUACUAGAAUUCUGGAACUAAGUUUCAUAAAUAGCUGUUGAGGUUGGAGCCAAUUGAAAAUUUCAAACCUGAGGUUGUUGGAUUUUUUUCCUUGGGUAAAGUCAUCAACAGUAAGAACCAGGGUGUAUAGAUAGAAUUAAGGUGACAAGUCAGCUGUGAUCUCAUUGAAUAGCAGCAUUGGCUCAAGGGGCUGGCUGAACUGUAUCCUCUUGUUUCAAAGGCUACUGAUAAUCAAUAUUUGGUGAGGGAAAUAUCACAACAAAACAAGGCUUGAAAAGUUUCAUAAGUCAGAGCUGUGCUAGUCACAUGAUUGAACCAAUAUCUUAGCUUUUUAUGCACUGUAACCUAUCCAGUCUGAAAGUCUGUUCAGGGACAAUUGUGUGGAAUUUUUUAAAGCAGUCACAAGCAUUCUGUCCGAUUUGGUUGGAAACAAUAUUUUGAUGAUAUAAAACAAUUACUUUAUAAUGUAAUUUAUCACCAUUGAAUGUAUCUGAUAAAUGUUUAUAUGCACAGUGUUCUCUGGUUCACUUGCUUCUGGUGUUAAGCAUUUUAACACCUGUCCACAAUCCAGAAAAUUCUGAAAUCCAGAAAUGACUUGAUGGCAUUUAUUCUGGACUGCAGAGGUUACAGUGUGUUUAAAUUAUAUUGAACCCAGCCAGGACAAACACAGGAAUGAGAUGAUGAAUCGUUCAUUGAGAUGAUUACAGUGAUUAGGCAGCGUCAAGGUAGAAAGGAAUCUUAAAUUGACGGAAGUCCUCAGAACAAAUAGGUUAGAGACAACAAGAUGCAGAGCUGGAUGAACACAGCAGGCCAAGCAGCAGCAUAGGAGCAGUAAGGCUGACGUUUCAGGCCUGAUCCUUCAUCAGAAAUUAAUAGUCAGUGCAAUAUUGAGAUCAAUAGAGUUUAUUACACAGGUUAGAGGAAGAUUGGACAUUGUCUUUUAACCUAGCAGAGAGAGGGAAGGUGUACAAAGAUGUUCCAUCAAAGCAAUUAGUUCUGCCUAACUAAUUUUUAUAAGCAGGUACUUUCAAUUACAUUUACCCAUCUGAUUCCCUCCAAUACUAUUGAUGCAGUUUCUACCUCAUCACUAACCCUAGCAGUGAAUUCCACACCCUCAUUUGUUAUUGAGUAAAAAAGAACGUUAUCAUGUCCUUUGUCUAAAUCUCACUUAAUCUUGUAUCUGUACCUCCUUUGCUCAUGACUCCUCAACUACUAUAAAUUAUAUCCUUCUUCUAAAUUUAAAUAGUCCAUAUUCGUCAUGAUUUUAACAAGAAAAACUCAAUUUUACGAUGAAGAAGGGUCCUGACCCAAAACGUCAGCUUUCCUGCUUCUCUGCUGCCUGGCCUGCUGUGUUAUCUCAGAUUCCAGUAUCAGCAGUUCUUACUAUCUCAAUUUUACAAGUUAGUCUUCAUGUUUCCUCUCACUAGUUCAAGUUCCCUAGGGAAUCUGCACUGUAUCCUCUCCAAAGCUGUAAUAUCCUUCUUGCUGUGUACAGCUCAAUGUGCAGGCUGAACUCUUGACGCUUUAUCCCUUGGCUCAUUUUUUUUUUUAAAUAUAUCUCAAGGUAAAACAGAAUAGAAUUACAUUUUUUGAAACUUUAUCCACUUUCAAUGUUGCACUUAAUGUUUUGUGAUGUGUAAAAGACUACUCUCCAGAGCUCCAUGUGUAUUUCCAAUCAGUAUAAUUACUGCUACUAACUGUACCAAAAUGCAUCACCCCAUACUUGCAGUUAGUUUCAUCUGCCUCUUUUUAGGCCAUUCUCUCAAUCUGGUGGUUUCCUUUAGUCUUCUAAAGAAUCAAGUAUUCCCCUCCUGUUUUGGUUUAUCUGCAUAUUUCAAUACUAGCCUCUUUAAGGUUGAUGUUGAAAUCAUUGAUGGAUGCAAUGUGCAUGAGUAACCCAGAGCAGAAACCUGUUGGACACUACUAUUCUGCUUUUUAUGAAUAACGUUGCCUCUGCUCUCACCAGUUUUAAUCUAGUUUGCCAUUUCCCCAACUCCCCCAAUUUCAUACCCAUUUAUCUGCUGUCAAGUUCUCAAGUGAUACCUUUUGUGAGAGGUUUUUCUUGAGUGCGUGUGGGAAAAAAAAAAUCCACUUUGUCAUCUACCAACUUUGUUAGCUGCUCAAAGCACUGAGGUUCGUCUAGCCUGAUUUGCUCCCUUUUGAAAUCUGUUCUGAUUGCUUCAAACUGUUUUAUAUUUAACCAGGUAUGCAGCAGUUUGUUAUUUGAAGACGGCCUGCUGCAGAUGUUAAUUGGCCUGUAAUUCCCAGAUUAGCACUGACUCAUUCUCUAUACCUCUGGAAAAUGCUUUCACUCAGUGCAGUCCUGAUAUAUAACUUCAUGGGCCUCUGUGCUGUCCUCACAACCUCAGGAUGAUUCUAGUAUUUGUAUUAGGUCUGGAUCUUCAGCUUAAUUUAUCUAAAAUAAUAGCCAGCCAUCCACCAUAGUAACUCAGAGUUUAUCCCUUCUCCAGUAUCUGUCUUUUUGUUACUAAAGAUUAAUGAGGAGCAUACUCCUGUAAUUUUAUUGAUCAUCUGUAAAUUGUCAAUCAAACACUGGAUUAUAAUGUGAUGUUGGACAUGACGUGUGGAGCAGUUGAGAGAGGGAGUCUGACUGAAGACGGGAGAGGGUGAAGAGUGGUUGGAAAGGGAGAAUGAUUGAGAAUAGGAAGAAGCAUGAAACACUGACAUGUUGGGCACAGGGGAGCGGGCAAGAUUGGACAGGCUUUAUGUAAAUAUAAGUUUUCUAAUAUAUAUCUAUUCAAAUGGCUUUCCUGUUUUUCUGCUUUCUGUUCUUCCCUUUAACGUAUCCACUUUACAUGAUUAAAAAUCAAUUAAUUCUGCUAAAUGAGGUUCCCUGUUACUGUUAUGAAGCUGAUAAUGAUAGAGAAAUUUGAAACGUAAGUUGUGAAAAUGUGUUCAGGCUGAGUUUUGAUGGUCCAGUAACCUGCUAAUUCUCAAGGACAGCAACUGAAAACUUAUGAGCCACUCACAAGCCCCAGUGAACAGAGGCAAAACUCUGGGUAAAAUAAACUGAUGCAAGAAAA